This is a messenger RNA of Lottia gigantea (owl limpet), 1629 nucleotides long. RefSeq lists its product as hypothetical. The coding region runs from base 1 to 1629 and encodes 542 amino acids. The record is from RefSeq and is a predicted model, not a curated record. The transcript is spliced from 11 exons. Gene Ontology annotation, cellular component: mitochondrion. Gene Ontology annotation, biological process: pyruvate metabolic process; malate metabolic process. Gene Ontology annotation, molecular function: malate dehydrogenase (decarboxylating) (NAD+) activity; NAD binding; malate dehydrogenase (decarboxylating) (NADP+) activity. Lineage: Eukaryota; Metazoa; Mollusca; Gastropoda; Lottiidae.
AUGAAUAUUUUUCAGGGAACAGCUUUUACCUUAGAAGAGCGUCAGAUCAUGGGUAUUCAAGGUUUGAUGCCGGCGGCCAUUUUAACACAAGAAGAACAAAUGGUUCGAGUCAUGACAAAUUUCUACAAGAGAAGUAACGAUUUAGACCGGUAUAUUUACCUGAUGGCGCUACAGGAAAGAAACGAGAGAUUAUUUUACCGUGUUUUAUGUGAACAUACAGAAGAGAUGAUGCCCAUUGUGUAUACCCCGACUGUCGGCCAGGCUUGUCAAGAAUAUGGUGUAACAUUUCGAAAACCUAGAGGGUUGUUUUUAUCGAUUAAUGAUAAAGGACAUCUGUUUGAAAUGAUGUGUAAUUGGCCAGAACAAGAUGUCAAGGCUAUUGUAGUAACAGAUGGAGAGCGUAUUUUAGGUCUGGGUGAUCUAGGAUCCUAUGGUAUGGGUAUACCAGUUGGUAAACUGUCGCUGUAUACGGCUCUCGGUGGAAUCGUACCAGAACAAUGUUUACCGAUUUUACUGGACGUUGGCACCAAUAAUGAGAAAUUACUGAAUGACCCUCUGUAUAUUGGGUUAAAACGACCCAGGGUCAAAGGUCAGGAGUAUGAUGAUUUCGUGGAAGAAUUUAUGACGUCUGCAGUCAGAAAGUAUGGUCAGAAUUGUUUGAUACAGUUUGAAGAUUUCGGUAACCACAAUGCAUUCCGUUUCCUGGAGAAAUAUCGUGAUAGAUAUUGUACGUUUAAUGAUGAUAUUCAAGGUACAGCUUCAGUGGCUGCUGCUGGUGUUUUUGCAGCGUUAAGAAUAACAGGGAAGAAAUUAUCAGAUAAUGUUUUUGUCUUUCAAGGAGCUGGUGAGGCGUCUAUAGGUAUCGCUCAGUUGAUAGCUUUAGCAAUGGAAGAAGAAGGAACGAGUACAGAAGAAGCUAGGAGUAAAAUUUGGAUGGUCGAUUCUCGAGGCUUAAUAGUGAAAAAUCGUCCUAAAGGUGGCGUUAGUGGUCAUAAAGUAGAUUUCGCGAAGGAUCAUGAACCUGUAGAUAAACUAGAAGACGUUGUUAGUAAACUGAAACCAACUGUUUUAAUAGGAGCUGCGGCAGUGCCAGGAGCCUUUACCACAAAGAUAUUAAAAGAAAUGGGAGAAUUUAACAAGAGACCAGUGAUAUUUGCCCUCAGUAAUCCAACUAGUAUGUCUGAAUGUACAGCAGAACAGGCCUACCAGGCUACAGAGGGAAGAUGUGUGUUUGCCAGUGGUAGUCCUUUCUCUCCAGUCCAGUUAAAUGGUAAACUCUAUCAUCCAGGACAGGGUAAUAACGCCUAUAUAUUCCCCGGAGUAGCGUUGGGUAUCAUUGCUUGCGGAGUUCGACAUGUAGAAGAUAAAAUAUUUUUACACUCUGCCAAGGCUUUAGCUGAUAUGGUAACACAGGAAAAUCUUGACGAAGGCCGAGUUUAUCCCCCGUUAAACUUAAUACGUGAAGUUUCAGUUCAAAUAGCUACUAAAUUAGCAGAAGACGUAUAUCGCGAGGGUCUUGCUACAACGUAUCCUGAACCUGCAAAUAAAGAGGAAUUUAUUCGCUCCCAUAUUUAUGAACCUGAUUACGAAUGUUUCGUUCCUGAAACUUGGCCAUGGCCACAGAAUUAG